Molecule: messenger RNA, 1497 nt
Organism: Notolabrus celidotus (New Zealand spotty)
Lineage: Eukaryota; Metazoa; Chordata; Actinopteri; Labriformes; Labridae
Product: porphobilinogen deaminase-like
Biological process (GO): heme biosynthetic process
Cellular component (GO): cytoplasm
Molecular function (GO): hydroxymethylbilane synthase activity
Source: RefSeq, a predicted model, not a curated record
GUAUCUUGAGUCUACAUGACCUCAGCUCAGCUCCUCACUAAGGAGACACAGCAGGCAGACAGAGGACACAAUAGCCAGCACAGUGCACGCGCUCAGUGCAGACUCAGGAUUAUGGAGGAAGGACCUUACAAGUACAUCAGGGACGGGAAUGGAAAAGUCAGUCGGGUCAUCCGGAUCGGGACCCGUCAGAGCCAGCUGGCUCGCAUCCAGACCGACAGCGUGGCCGCCAUGCUGAAAGAGCUGUACAGUGACCUCCACCUGGAGAUAGUCGGCAUGACAACAACCGGAGACAAAAUCCUGGACACGGCGUUAUCGAAGAUUGGAGAGAAGAGUCUGUUCACCAAAGAGCUGGAGACCGCUCUGGAGAGGAACGAGGUCGACCUGGUCGUUCACUCUCUCAAAGACCUUCCCACCACUCUGCCUCCAGGAUUCACCAUCGGGGCCGUGCUGAAGAGAGAAAACCCCCAUGAUGCAGUGGUGCUUCACCCCAAACACAAAGGGAAGAGUCUGGAGACUCUGCCAGAGAACAGCGUGAUCGGCACCAGCUCGCUGCGCCGCGCCGCUCAGCUGAAGAAGAGAUUCUCUCACCUGGACUUCAAAGAUAUCCGCGGGAACCUGAACACACGUCUGAAGAAGCUGGACGAGAAGGACGACUUCGCCGCCAUCAUCCUGGCUGCUGCCGGCCUCAAGAGGAUGGGCUGGGAGAGCCGGAUCAGCCAGAUCCUGACGCCUGAAGACUGCAUGUACGCUGUGGGACAGGGAGCUCUUGCGGUGGAGGUCCGGGCCAGAGAUGCUGACAUCCUGGAGAUGGUGUCCGUCCUCCACGACCCUGACACAGUGCUGCGCUGCAUCACAGAGAGAGCCUUCCUAAGGAAACUGGAGGGCGGCUGCAGCGUUCCGGUGGCUGUUCACACUCAGGUGAAGGACUCUCAGCUCUACCUGACGGGGGCCGUGUACAGUCUGGACGGAUCAGACAGUCUGAAGGAGACCAUGCAGACGAGCAUCGCUGCUGGUGAGAAGAGUCCGGAGGGGGUGGACGAGAGGCUCGAUCGAGUGGGAGUCACGGCCACGAAGAUCUCGGGUGAAGCCCAGGACCGGGCUGAGCGGCUGGGGGUCGACCUGGCCGACUUACUGCUGAGCAAAGGAGCCAAGGAGAUCCUGACGGUGGCCAGGCAGCUCAACGACGCCAGAUAAUCCUGACUCUUUCAGAGAGAGAGAAACGCUGACUCCUUGGUGAGAUCAAUGAUCGAGGAUUUCAGGCCCUGCUUGGACCAAAGUUGAGCUCAGUGAGUUUCUGCUGAAUCGUCUUACAAGGGACUUCCACCAGAUCCGUGUCCAGUCCGUCUCCAAUCUGCUGCAGUCCAGCUCCGUGAUGCAUCACGGAGCUGGACUGCCGGACAUCUGGAGUCAUGUGACCGAGGUUUUUACGGCGGCAAUCCCUGAAUCAAGGAUUCUCCUCCUCCUCUCCUCAUCCAUGUUGUCUUUCUGGUCCUCUGA